Cynocephalus volans (Philippine flying lemur) is the source of this 5227-nucleotide messenger RNA. RefSeq names its product family with sequence similarity 135 member A (gene FAM135A). The record is from RefSeq and is a predicted model, not a curated record. The transcript has 24 exons. Bases 525 to 5153 code for a protein of 1542 amino acids. Lineage: Eukaryota; Metazoa; Chordata; Mammalia; Dermoptera; Cynocephalidae.
GCUGGCCGCGCUGGGCCGGUUGCCGAGCGGCGGUGACGAACCGGCUCCUCGGUUUUGCUGGUUGUGGUUGCUGCGAUGGCGAAGUGAGGGGGCCCGGGACGGGAUGGUGCUGACCUGGGUAGUGCCGUCUUCUUCCAGCUGGAUAACGAGCUCCGUCCGACAGGCGGGGGAAGAGGCAGAGCCGGGCGAGAGGGUUGAAGAUCAACUGGAUUAUGUAUUUCGUUCUGGAAUUUCAAAGCAGUCCACAAACAGUAAAUUCUUCCUUAUGUUGUCUAUGUCAGAAAAGUUACAAAGGACAAGUUAGGCAAGUCUGGGUUUUUCAGAAGGAAUAAAGUGAAGCAACUCCACGUGAGUUUCACCAUUUUAUUUUUAAAGAUUGGCAGCUUUUAAACAGGGGGAACUAUAUUUUUAACAACAAAAAUCAGUAACUGGAAGUACAAGAUUUUUUUUUUAAUAAUGCUAAAGUGAAGUUUUGAUCAGCAGAGGUGCUGUAACCAGAUUUGCCUUCUGGGUGUAAAUUGAAAAUGACUGAAGUUCAAGCAAUGGUAGAAUUCUCCGUGGAGCUAAACAAGUUCUACAACGUGGAUUUAUUUCAGAGAGGUUUUUACCAGAUUCGGGCAUCUAUGAAAAUUCCACCAAGAAUUCCCCACAGAGUAGAAGCUAGUUUGUUACAUGCAACAGGUAUGACUUUAGCCUUUCCAGCUUCAGUUCAUGAUUCUCUGAUUUGCAGUAAAACAUUUCAAAUUCUGUACAAAAAUGAAGAGGUUGUUUUAAAUGAUGUUAUGAUCUUCAAAGUUAAAAUGUUGUUGGAUGAAAAAAAGAUUGAAGAAACACUUGAGGAAUUGAAUUUUCUCUUAUCCUUGGAUCUACACUUCACAGAUGGAGAUUAUUCGACAGAUGAUCUGAAUGCCUUGCAGUUAAUAAGUAGCCGAACAUUGAAGCUGCACUUUAGCCUCCAUAGAGGCCUUCAUCAUCAUGUUAAUGUUAUGUUUGAUUAUUUCCACCUUUCUGUUGUAUCUGUUACAGUCCAUGCAUCAUUGGUUGCACUACACCAGCCACUGAUAAGCUUUCCUCGCCCUGUGAAGACUACUUGGUUAAAUAGAAAUGCACCAGCACAAAACAAAGAUUCUGUGAUUCCUACUCUUGAAAGUGUGGUCUUUGGUAUUAACUACACAAAACAGUUAUCACCAGAUGGUUGCAGCUUCAUCAUUGCAGACUCCUUCCUACAUCAUGCCUAUCAUUUUCAUUAUACUCUUUGUGCCACUUUGCUGCUAGCCUUCAAGGGAUUGCACAACUACUUCAUUACGGUAACAGAAGAGAUUCCCUCUUGUCAGAAACUAGAACUGGCCAAGGCCAACAUGCAGGUCCUAUAUGAGCGCCUUCUCAGAAGACAACAGCCACGAACCCAGAAAGACACCUGUCUAGAGGAAAUGGAUGUAGAAGCUCGACUUACUGAACUAUGUGAAGAAGUUAAGAAAAUAGAAAAUCCUGAUGAACUGGCAGAAAUGAUAAAUAUGAAUCUGGCACAACUUUGCUCACUUCUGAUGGCUUUAUGGGGACAGUUUCUGGAAGUUAUAACACUACAUGAAGAACUAAGAAUAUUAUUAGCACAAGAGCAUCAUACUUUGAGGGUACGCAGAUUUUCUGAGGCAUUCUUUUGUUUUGAACAUCCAAGAGAAGCUGCUAUUGCAUACCAGGAACUUCAUGCUCAGAGUCAUCUACAGAUGUGCACCGCUAUCAAAAAUACUUCCUUCUGCAGUUCUCUUCCACCCCUACCUAUUGAAUGUAGUGAAUUAGAUGGAGAUCUCAAUUCAUUACCUAUAAUCUUUGAAGAUAGGUAUUUAGAUUCAGUUAUGGAAGACUUAGAUGCACCCUGGAUGGGAAUUCAGAAUCUUCAGAGAUCAGAGUCCAGUAGAAUGGAUAAAUAUGAAACUGAAGAAAGCUCUGUAGCAGGACUUUCUAGCCCAGAGUUGAAAGUCAGACCUGCUGGUGCCUCCAAUAUUUGGUAUACAGAAGGUGAAAAGCAGCUAACAAAAUCUCUAAAAGCAAAGAGUGAAGAAUCAAAUAAAUCGAAGGUUAAGGUUACUAAGCUCAUGAAAACAAUGAAAUCUGAGAACACAAAAAAAUUAAUAAAACAGAACUCUAAGGAUUCUGUGAUUUUGGUAGGCUACAAAUGUUUGAAAAGUACACCAUCAAAUGAUCUCACUAAAUGCUUUGAAGGCAAUCCUUCACAUAGUCAGAAAGAAGGUCUGGAUCCCACAAUAUGUGGAUAUAAUUUUGACCCAAAGACCUACGUCAGACAGACAAGUCAAAAGGAAGCUAGCUAUUUACCAACUAAUACAGAGAGAACUGAUCAGAAGUCUCCAGAUAUUGAAAAUAUGCAGCCAGACCAAUUUGAUACUUUGAACUCUGGCAGCCUAAAUCUUUGUGCAAAUUUGUCCAUUUCAGGUAAACUUGAUAUCUCCCAGGACGAUAGUGAAAUUACGCAAAUGGAGCACAAUCUGGCAUCCAGAAGUUCAUCAGAUGAUUGCCGUGAUCAUCAAACAACCCCAUCUUCAGGAGUUAGAAGAAUUGAAGUAAAGCCCAGUAAUAAAGAUCUGUUCAGUGGAGAGAAAAUAACUGUUAAAAUAGGACCUUGGACAGAGCUUCAACAAGAUGAAAUAUUUGUGGAUAAUUCAUUACCUAAUUUUGAUUCCUUAGAAUCUAAUGGUAAAUCUAAAUCUGUAGAAAUAACACUUGAAAAGGAAGCUUUGCAAGAAGCUAAGUGUCGUUCUAUUGGAGAAUCAUUAGCUAAAUUAAGAAGUAAUCUACCUGCUGCUUCUACAAAAGAAUACCAUGUUGUAGUAAGUGGAGAUACAAUUAAGUUACCAGACGUUAAUGCCACAUAUGCCUCAUCUAGAUUUUCAGAUUCUGGUGUUGAAAGUGAACCAAGUUCUUUUGCAACACAUCCAAACCCCGAUACAGUCUUUGAAACUGUGCAAGGGCAAGGUCCUUACAGUAAUGAAAGAUUAUUUCCUCAGCUUUUGAUGAAAACUGAUUGUAAUGUAAAAUUUUCACUAGGCAGUCAUUGCACUGAGAGUACAAGUGCUUUAAGUGAAAUACAGUCGUCUUUGACGUCCAUAAACUCUCUCCCUUCUGAUGACGAACUGUCACCUGAUGAAAUUUCUAAGAAAUCUCUUAUACCUGAAUGCCAUCUUAGCGAUAACAAAACUGUAUUAAAUCUAGGAACAAUUGAUUUGCCAAAAUGUGACAACAUUAAAAAGUCAAGUGUUAUUUUGCAACAGCAGAGUGUUGUAUUUUCAGGGCAUUUGGACAAUGAAUCUUUAGCAAUACAUUCCUUAAAUUCAAGCAUUAAAGACUCUUUACAAUUUGCUUUUUCAGAUGAAGAUACUUCCAGUGAUGUGAAAAGUAGUUGCAGCCCCAAACCUAACUUGGACACUAUGUGUAAAGCCUCACAGAGUGCUGAUAAAUCUAGUAACUCUGCAGCGACGGCAGUUACAUUAAAUUCAAAACUGAUUUGUUUAGGCACUCCUUGUGUCAUUCCAGGUUCCAUUUCUACUAAUACAGAAGUCAGUGAAGAUAGAACUGUGAAAAGAAAGAAUAGUGAUGCGUUAAAUCCCAAACAAAUAUAUUCAGAAGUCCCCACAGUUGAAAGUGAAACUUACCUGGGUACAAGUGACCCUUUUUCAGCCAGUGCUGACAUGGUAAAGCAAGGGCUUGUGGAAAAUUAUUUUGGUUCUCAAAGCAGUACGGAUGUUUCUGAUACAUGUGCUGUUAGCUGCAGCAAUUCAGUCAGCCCUCAGAAGGAAACUUCUGAAAAAGAAAUUAGUAAUCUUAAGCGGGAACAGGGUAAAGAGGAGGAAGAAGAAGAGCAGGAUCAACAAAUGGUUCAAAAUGGGUAUUAUGAAGAAACAGAUUAUUCAACUUUGGAUGGAACAGUAAAUGCUCACUAUACAAGCAGAGAUGCACUAGCAGAAGAAAGACUUACAAAAUCUGAAAAAAUAAGCAAUGAAUAUCUGAGGGAUGGUAUAAAUAUGCCUACUGUUUGUGCUUCUGGUUGUUUAUCCUUCCCAUCUGCACCACGAGAGUCUCCUUGUAGUGUUAAAUAUUCUUCUAAAAGUAAAUUUGAUGCCAUUACAAAGCAGCCAAGCAGCACUUCUUACAACUUGACAUCUUCAGUUGCCUGGUAUGAAAAUUCACCAAAACCUCAAAUACAAGCCUUCCUUCAGGCAAAAGAAGAAUUGAGGCAACUGAAACUCCCUGGGUUCAUGUACAGUGAUGUUCCUCUGCUGGCAUCCUCAGUACCUUAUUUUAGUGUGGAAGAAGAGGAUGGUUCUGAAGAUGGAGUACAUCUCAUUGUCUGUGUGCAUGGUUUAGAUGGUAACAGUGCAGAUCUUCGAUUAGUAAAAACUUAUAUUGAACUUGGACUGCCUGGGGGAAGAAUUGAUUUUCUUAUGUCUGAGAGAAAUCAGAAUGACACUUUUGCUGAUUUUGAUAGCAUGACUGAUCGCCUUUUGGAUGAGAUAAUACAAUAUAUUCAGAUAUAUAGUCUAACUGUCUCAAAAAUAAGCUUUAUUGGACAUUCGUUGGGCAAUUUAAUAAUCCGUUCAGUGCUUACAAGGCCAAGGUUUAAAUAUUACCUCGACAAACUUCAUACCUUUCUGUCUCUUUCUGGACCUCACCUUGGUACGCUCUACAAUAGCAGUGCUCUUGUUAAUACAGGUCUGUGGUUUAUGCAGAAAUGGAAAAAAUCAGGUUCUCUUUUGCAACUGACAUGUCGAGAUCACUCAGACCCUCGCCAGACUUUCUUAUAUAAGCUUAGUAAUAAAGCAGGGCUUCAUUAUUUCAAAAAUGUUGUGCUGGUGGGCUCUCUACAGGAUCGCUAUGUUCCUUAUCACUCUGCCCGCAUUGAAAUGUGCAAAACAGCCUUAAAGGACAAACAGUCAGGACAGAUCUAUUCAGAAAUGAUCCACAACUUGCUUCGCCCAGUUCUGCAAAGCAAGGACUGUAAUUUGGUUCGAUAUAAUGUCAUCAACGCAUUGCCCAAUACAGCUGAUUCACUCAUUGGGAGAGCUGCACAUAUAGCUGUUCUUGAUUCAGAAAUAUUUUUAGAGAAAUUCUUUCUGGUUGCUGCCCUCAAAUAUUUCCAGUAGGGUAAAAGCAUUGUUAGAGACUUGACAAUUACCUCAUUCAACAAUGAUUCAAAUAAUGUAUUAUAUUAAAAUGU